AUGGAGACCACUUUGGCCAAAGCUCUCUUCGACAACACAGCUGAAAGCCCAGAUGAGCUGGCUUUUCACAAAGGCGACGUUGUUACGGUUCUAGAGCGGACCGUGGAGGGCAGCGAGGGCUGGUGGAGGUGCUCCUUUGACGGCCGGGAGGGCCUGGCUCCGGCCAAUCGGCUGCGGCUGCUCUCGAAGGUCGAGACUGGAAGACUUGCUCUCAGUAACCAGAACAUUUACGAAACCCCCAAGGUACAACAGACUUUAGAGAGCGGCCAAAUUUAUGAGGUCAUGAACCGGUUCUGUAAGGUGCCAUCUACACAACAGGCAAACACACUGGAGAAAAGCAAUACCUCAAAAAGGCAUUCUCCACGACCUAUGGAGCGAAAACCGUCCCUGAUGUUGCCUGCUGACCUUCAGAAAUUUGAAAUGUUGAAGAGCAAGCGCACCCCACAUCAAAGUAACGUCUACAAUGUACCAACGUUAGCUUCAAGUGAUCCGAAUUACGAUAUCCCUUCGCCUUCCACCACCAAGCUUUGCCAAAAGCUUUCUAGUGGCUACAGUACUAUGCCCAUUCCACGCAAGUCUGAAUGGAUAUAUGAUAUUCCCACGGUACCAGAAAUUCCCACCAACAAACCUGACCAACAACCCUACUGCACUCUGCCAUCUAAAGGUGUUAAUUCGGACAACCAUAUCUAUGAUACCAUUCCAGCACGUGUUUGGUCUACAGCAACCACCACGUCUCUCUACGAUAUCCCACAAUGUAGUGUGACAGCGCAACAAAAGACAAACACCAUCAAACCAAAUGCUGAAAGCAUCUAUGAUGUACCACCUUGUAGACAACCCAUGCCAAUACAGCAAACUGUAAACCUGUCCGAAUCAGAAAAGGCUGUAGAACCUUUGGAAUACCGGGGUAAGCAUGGACUAAGACCUGAUUAUCCUCGUGGGCGUCCGUCGUGGACCAGGAACAGACAACUACGUGACAGAGAGGCCACCAUCAUCGAGAAUGAAGUGGAGAAGUUUAGAGGUUUGUCGGUCGCCGGCAGCCAACGGAUUUCCACCGUGUCCACCUCCUCCAGCUCCUCCGGCUCUUCCAGAAGCUCCUGCGACUCCAUGAUGUUAAGCUCGCCUUCUCCGGAGCCGCUAAAAGAGAUCACGCUCUCCCAGGAGGAAGCGACGCAACGUCUUUUGGAACUCCAGGAGGCAGUGUGUCGGGCCGUGCCCAAGCUCAUGGAAUUCGUGAGCAGUCGCUGGAGGAGCCGGGAACACCUGGGCAAGCAUCUCCAGGAGAUUCGAGCAGCCUCUGAGGACGUAGCACACUCUGUCACCGGCUUUCUUAACUUCGCUCUGGAUGUCAGAGGCAAUGCUCAGCGGCUGACCGACUCCAAUUUGCAGUCCAGGCUUCAGAAGCAGCUCUCCACUGUUGAGGAUUCAGGACUGAUACUACAGAAAUCUGUGGAUGAUCUGGGUUGCUUGGGCUGGCCUCUGGAUGUUCUGGCUCAGGAUCUCAAGCAGCCACAGACUCCAGAUCAGCUGGAGCGCUUUGUCACCGUGGCUCGGAUGAUACCUGAAGAUGUGAAGCGGCUGGUGUCCAUCGUCAAUGCUAACAGCAAGCUUCUGUUUAAAAACACAUCAAAAGAGCCGGAGUCGCUAAAGAGCGCCAGUCCGCCAGAUGUGAGGAAAAGCCUUGGAAGGAAUAAUUUGCCAAAGGAUAAGGACGGAGAUUACGAUUACGUACAGCUUCAGACUUUACCAGAGUUUGAACAGCAACAACAGAGGAAAGCAAAAGACAGAAAAGAAGACACUGAAAAACAAGCAUUGAUCUCAGGUUCUCAGACUUUACCAUGCUUUGGAAAGCAACAACUGAAGAAAGCAAAAGACAGCAUAAAACUGGACAAAAAAGAUGACAACGCUGAAAAACAGACUUUACCAGUGUUUGGAAAGCAACAACAGAAGGAGGAAAAAGACACAGUAAAACCGGAAAAGAAAGAAGAUCCUGAGAAACAGGAUGCCAAACCAGAGACUACCAGUCCUGCCUGCAGCAAGUCCCACAUCUCAGACCACUGCCGCUUGUACUUCGGAGCCAUUAAAAAAGCCAUCAGCGUGUACGUGAACAGUCUGGAAGAGGGGCAGCCACCUGAAAACUUUAUAUCUCACAGUAAGCUGGUGAUCAUGGUCGGCCAAAGACUCAUAAACACGCUUUGUACCGAAGCCCAGAGGAGGCAGGACGGACAGGAACUUUUGUGCAAGAGCAACCACCUCUGUGCCCUGCUCAAGCAACUGGCUGUGGCCACUAAGAAAGCAGCGUUGCACUUUCCUGAUAAAGGUGCUGUCCAGGAAGCUCAGGACUUUGCCAAGGAACUGGCUCAGAAGGCGCAACAUUUUCGCAUGUCUCUGGAAGUUUGA
Trichomycterus rosablanca is the source of this 2397-nucleotide messenger RNA. RefSeq names its product Cas scaffold protein family member 4 (gene cass4). Gene Ontology annotation, cellular component: plasma membrane; cytoplasm. The coding region runs from base 1 to 2397 and encodes 798 amino acids. The record is from RefSeq and is a predicted model, not a curated record. Gene Ontology annotation, molecular function: protein binding. Gene Ontology annotation, biological process: cell surface receptor protein tyrosine kinase signaling pathway; cell migration. Lineage: Eukaryota; Metazoa; Chordata; Actinopteri; Siluriformes; Trichomycteridae. The transcript is spliced from 8 exons.